GCGGAGAGGCGCGGCCAUGGAGCCGACCGGCCCCAGCUCCGGGCCGCUGCGGCGGGACCGGGACCGGGACGCGAUCGAAGCGUGGCUGGACGAUCACCGGGACUUUACCUUCUCUUACUUUGUUAGAAAAGCCACCAGAGAAAUGGUCAACGCAUGGUUUGCUGAGAGAGUUCACCCCAUUCCUGUGUGCAAGGAAGGCAUUCGAGGUCACCCAGAAUCCUGUUCGUGCCCUGUGCAACAGAGUCCUCGUGCGGACAACAGUGCUCCCGGAACUCCAACCAGGAAAAUCUCAGCCUCUGAGUUUGACCGGCCACUUAGACCCAUAGUGGUGAAGGAUUCUGAGGGAACUGUGAGUUUCCUGUCAGACUCAGAAAAGAAGGAACACAUGCCUCUCACCCCCCCACGUUUUGACCAUGAUGAAGCCGACCAGUGCUCCAGACUCUUGGAACUAGUGAAGGAUAUUUCCAGCCAUUUAGAUGUCACCGCGCUCUGUCACAAGAUCUUCUUGCACAUCCACGGGCUCAUCUCCGCGGAUCGCUAUUCUCUGUUCCUGGUGUGUGAGGACAGCUCCAAUGACAAGUUUCUUAUCAGCCGCCUUUUCGACGUUGCUGAAGGAUCCACACUGGAAGAGGCAUCCAAUAACUGCAUCCGCUUAGAGUGGAACAAAGGCAUUGUGGGACAUGUGGCAGCCCUGGGGGAGCCCUUGAACAUCAAGGAUGCCUACGAGGAUCCUCGGUUCAAUGCUGAAGUUGACCAAAUUACAGGCUACAAAACUCAGAGUAUUCUUUGCAUGCCAAUUAAGAAUCACAGGGAAGAGGUCGUUGGUGUCGCCCAGGCCAUCAACAAGAAAUCAGGAAAUGGCGGGACAUUCACUGAAAAGGAUGAAAAGGACUUUGCUGCCUAUUUGGCAUUUUGUGGUAUUGUCCUUCAUAAUGCUCAGCUCUACGAGACAUCCCUGCUGGAGAACAAGAGAAAUCAGGUGCUGCUUGACCUUGCUAGCUUAAUCUUCGAAGAACAGCAGUCAUUAGAAGUCAUCUUGAAGAAGAUAGCAGCCACCAUUAUCUCUUUCAUGCAAGUGCAGAAGUGCACCAUUUUCAUAGUGGAUGAAGAUUGCUGUGAUUCUUUUUCUAGUGUGUUUCACAUGGAAUGUGAGGAAUUAGAAAAAUCAUCAGAUAAUUUAACAAGAGAGCGAGAUGCAAACAGAAUCAAUUAUAUGUAUGCGCAAUAUGUCAAAAACACCAUGGAACCACUUAACAUCCCAGAUGUCAGCAAGGAUACUCGCUUUCCCUGGACAAAUGAAACCACGGGAAGUGUAAACCAGCAGUGCAUUAGAAGUUUGCUUUGUACACCUAUAAAAAAUGGAAAGAAGAAUAAAGUCAUAGGAGUUUGCCAGCUUGUUAAUAAGGUAGAGGAGAAUACUGGCAAGGUUAAGCCUUUCAACCGAAAUGAUGAACAGUUUCUAGAAGCUUUUGUCAUCUUUUGCGGCUUGGGGAUCCAGAACACACAGAUGUAUGAAGCCGUGGAGCGAGCCAUGGCCAAGCAAAUGGUCACAUUGGAGGUUCUGUCCUAUCAUGCUUCAGCUGCAGAGGAAGAAACAAGAGAGCUCCAGGCUUUGGCAGCUGCUGUGGUGCCAUCUGCCCAGACCCUUAAAAUUACUGACUUUGGCUUCAGUGACUUCGAACUGUCUGAUCUGGAAACAGCGCUGUGCACAAUCCGGAUGUUCACUGACCUCAACCUUGUACAGAACUUUCAAAUGAAACAUGAGGUUCUUUGCAGGUGGAUUUUGAGUGUUAAGAAGAAUUAUCGGAAGAAUGUAGCCUAUCACAACUGGAGGCAUGCCUUCAACACUGCCCAGUGCAUGUUUGCUGCACUCAAGGCAGGCAAGAUUCAGAGCAAGCUGUCAGAGCUAGAGAUACUGGCCCUGCUGAUCGCCGCACUGAGCCAUGACUUAGAUCAUCGAGGUGUGAACAACUCAUACAUACAGCGAAGUGAACACCCCCUGGCUCAGCUCUACUGCCACUCCAUCAUGGAACACCACCACUUUGACCAGUGCUUGAUGAUUCUCAACAGCCCCGGCAACCAGAUUCUCAGUGGCCUCUCCAUUGAAGAAUACAAGACCACAUUGAAAAUAAUCAAGCAAGCUAUUUUAGCUACAGACCUAGCACUCUAUAUAAAGAGACGAGGAGAAUUUUUUGAACUUAUAAGAAAAAAUCAAUUUAAUUUGGAAGAUCCUCAUCAAAAGGAACUAUUCUUAGCCAUGCUGAUGACGGCCUGUGACCUCUCAGCGAUCACGAAGCCCUGGCCCAUCCAACAGCGGAUAGCAGAACUUGUAGCAACUGAAUUUUUUGACCAAGGAGACAGAGAGAGGAAAGAACUCAACAUAGAACCCACGGAUCUAAUGAACAGAGAGAAGAAAAACAAAAUCCCAAGCAUGCAAGUUGGGUUCAUCGAUGCCAUCUGUUUACAACUCUAUGAGGCCCUGACCCAUGUCUCAGAGGACUGUCUGCCUCUGCUAGAUGGCUGUAGAAAGAACAGGCAGAAAUGGCAGGCCCUCGCAGAACAACAGGAGAAGACACUGAUUAAUGGCGAGAGUGGCCAGCCCAAGCGGAACUGAACAGCCUGCCUCACACAAAAAGCCCAGAUUUCCACUCAUGGUGGAGUCUGCCAUGUGCACACUCUCACUACCCACUGGUGUACACUUUGCCACUGCUGUAUCUUUUAUUUUUUGCACAACCUUGGAGGAUAUAGCAUGAAAUUUUGUAAGGGGAAUUAUGACAUAUUUUCUGUAUAUUUGUUUUAUGCCACUGACCUGAAAAUAGUGAAUGACACCCACUCUUAACAUGUUGGUCCGAGCACUGCUGGUGGUAUUUUGCGUGUGGUCAUAUGUGAGUGGAAGCUGUGCACUGGGGUGGCUUUCUUCUUGGGGAUUGCCAGGAAUUGAUCUUGUGUUUCCUGAGUCACUGAACUUUCAAGAAUGCUUGGAAUCUUUCCUUUGAUCAAAAGUAGGUUAGGAGAGAAUUGAAUAUAUUCUGGCCCAUCCAUUGCCAUUCAUAAAAUAGCAUAGAUUGGCCAAAUAGAUUUUUAAAAGAAAUGAGUAUAUGGGUCAAAAAUGUCUUGACAAAGUUAAGACAUUGAGAAACAAGACUGUAAAGAAAAUGUGGGUUGUUUUUUAGUGACUUGGUGUGUAUCUGUGUGUGUCUGUGUGUGUCUGUGUGUGUCUGUGUGUGUGUGUGUGUGUGCUGGUACUAGGAUUUGUGCUGAGGUCCUGGUCUCCUUACAGUUUAUAAGUCAACAAUGAAGUUUCCAUGCCUCUUUUUCCAAAAAAAUAAAAGACAUUAUCAUUGGAGUAUUGAUCUGAGUGAGACAUGACCAUUAAUAGAACAAUACAAAAUAAACCUGGUUGUUCCUCCAUUGAGUUAAGUAGAGAGAAAAAAUUAAUUUCAUGAGCAGCAGAGGGCUAUUUCCUAUACUGUGUUCAAAAAAAAAUGAGUUCAAAGCAACAGUAAAGUUACUUGGUUGCCAUUUAUGUCCUUUCCCUUUGUCUUUUCCUGAAAUUCAGUGUGCUGCAAAUUCUG
This is a messenger RNA of Dipodomys spectabilis (banner-tailed kangaroo rat), 3575 nucleotides long. RefSeq names its product phosphodiesterase 5A (gene Pde5a). Gene Ontology annotation, molecular function: 3',5'-cyclic-GMP phosphodiesterase activity; protein binding. Bases 17 to 2614 code for a protein of 865 amino acids. Gene Ontology annotation, biological process: signal transduction. The transcript has 21 exons. The record is from RefSeq and is a predicted model, not a curated record. Lineage: Eukaryota; Metazoa; Chordata; Mammalia; Rodentia; Heteromyidae.